Molecule: messenger RNA, 7203 nt
Organism: Pelecanus crispus (Dalmatian pelican)
Lineage: Eukaryota; Metazoa; Chordata; Aves; Pelecaniformes; Pelecanidae
Source: RefSeq, a predicted model, not a curated record
GCUCCAACUCACAGCUGGCCUUCAGCAUUGCGUCCGGGGACAGCGCGGGGCAGUUCGGCAUUGACAACAGCGGGGUGCUGAGCAUCAGGCAGCCUUUGGACCGGGAAAGCCAGUCUUUCUACAGCCUUGUCGUGCAAGUCCACGACAUGGCCCUUCUCCCGGCCUCCAGGUACACAAGCACAGCCCAAGUUUCAAUUAUUCUGCUGGAUGUGAACGACAGCCCUCCAAGCUUUAUCUCUCCGAAGCUGACCUACGUCCCGGAAAACACGCCGAUAGAUACGAUUGUGUUCAAAGCGCAGGCGACCGAUCCCGACAGCGGUCCAAACAGCUACAUCGAAUAUAGUCUGCUCCGGCCUCUGGGAAACAAAUUCAGCAUUGGCACUAUUGACGGUGAAGUGAGGCUUACCGGAGAGCUCGACAGAGAAGCCGUGUCCAACUACACCUUGACUGUGGUAGCCACAGACAAGGGCCAGCCAUCGCUUUCUUCGUCUACAGAUGUGGUGGUCAUAGUCCUGGACAUUAAUGACAAUAACCCGCUUUUUGCCCAAAAACUUUAUAAAGUAGAGGUGGGGGAAAAUACUUUGACAGGGACAGAUUUAAUCCAGGUGUUUGCUACGGAUGGAGAUGAAGGUACAAACGGGCAGGUCCGCUAUGCCAUUGUGAGCGGAGAUGCCAAUAAUGAGUUUCGGAUUGAUUCUGUGACAGGGGUGAUAACAGUUGCCAAGCCUUUGGACAGAGAGAAAAAGCCCUCCUAUACAUUGACCGUUCAGUCAGCCGACCGCGGGAGCAGCCCGAGGACCGAUACCACAACAGUCAGUAUUAUUCUGAAGGAUGUCAAUGAUUAUAUUCCCACAUUUGAACUUUCUCCCUACUCUGUCAACGUCCCUGAGAAUUUAGAGACGCUCCCAAAAGUUAUUCUUCAGGUUGUAGCAAGGGACGAUGAUCAAGGCCUAAACAGCAAGCUUACUUAUGUGCUGGUGUCUGGAAAUGAAGAAGGAGCCUUUACUCUCUCGGCCAGCGGAGAGCUGUGCUUGGUGCAGAGCCUGGACCGGGAGGCAAAGGAGCAGUACGUACUACUGAUCACAGCUGCUGAUGCAGGGUCUCCUGCCCUCACUGGCACUGGAACCAUUGCUGUCACAGUGGAUGAUGUCAAUGACAAUGUCCCCACAUUCGCCUUUAACGUGUAUUCUGCCACUGUUCCAGAGGAUGCACCUACGGGGACAGAUAUUUUGCUUGUAAACUCCUCAGAUGCUGACGCUUCUACAAAUGCUGUUAUUAGCUAUAGGCUUACGGGUGGCAAUUCUCAAUUCACAAUCAACCCAUCAACGGGACAAAUCAUCACCAGUGCUCUCCUCGAUCGAGAGGCAAGGGAGAACUACACUUUGGUGGUGGUGGCGAGUGAUGGGGGCUUCCCCAGGGCUCUCUCCAGUUCCACCAGCGUGCUCGUCUCUGUUGCCGACGUGAAUGACAACCCGCCCAAGUUUCAACACCAUCCCUACGUCACCCACGUCCCAUCACCUACCACUUCAGGCUCGUUUGUGUUUGCUGUGACUGUCACCGAUGCAGAUGCUGGCUCCAAUGCUGAGCUCCAUUAUUCCCUCAUGGGGAAAAACUCCGAGAAAUUCCACAUCGACCCAGCAAGGGGGGCAAUCCUGGCUGCAAACCUGCUGGCAGGAGAGUCUGAAGUCACCAUCUCUGUUCAUGUGAGGGAUGGAGGCCGGUACCCCAAGACAGACUCUACAACUGUCACCGUGAGGUUUGUGAACAGAGCAGAAUUUCCUCGCGUUCAGGCGGAUCAGGAGACCUUCACGUUUCCUGAAAACCAAGCAGUCGGUACGCUUGUCACCACUGUCUCCGGGACUUCAGCCAGAGGAGGCUCCUUGUCUUACUACAUUGCUAGUGGUAACCUGGGCAGCACCUUCCUGGUCGACCAGGUGACAGGACAGCUUUCUGUCGGGCGGGCUUUCGAUUUCGAAGCCAUACAGAAAUACGUGGUUUGGAUUGAGGCCAGAGAUACGGGCUUUCCUCCCUUUUCCUCAUAUAAGAAACUGGAAGUAACGGUGAUAGAUGUCAAUGAUAACGCGCCAGAGUUUGAGCAAGACCCCUUCAUUGCAGAAAUAGUGGAGAACCUGUCCCCACGGAAGAUACUGACGGUGGCUGCUGUUGACAGGGACAGUGGUCUAAAUGGAGAGGUAAAUUAUGAAAUAAUUGAGGGCAAUACAGAAAAUAGUUUCAGUAUCAAUCGAGCCACUGGUGAGAUCAGAAGUGUCAGACCCUUGGACAGGGAGAAAUUGUCUCGAUACACACUAACCAUAAAAGCUUCAGAUAAAGGCACCCCGCUCCAGAGCACGACGGUUAAAGUUAUCAUUAAUAUUUUAGAUGAAAAUGACAAUGCUCCAAGGUUUUCCCAGAUAUUCAGUGCUUCUGUGCCUGAAAAUGCACCUCUGGGUUUUACGGUAAGCCGAGUCACGACAUCAGAUGAAGACAUUGGGGUGAACGCAGUCAGCAGGUACUCCAUAAGGGAUACAAGUCUCCCGUUCACCAUAAAUCCCAGCACUGGGGACAUCACCAUCAGCAGACCACUAAACAGGGAGGACACAGACCGCUACAGAAUCAGGGUCUCUGCGCAUGACUCCGGGUGGACAGUGAGCACGGAUGUCACCAUAUUUGUCACAGAUGUCAACGACAAUGCCCCACGAUUUACAAAGCCAUCCUAUUACCUGGAGUGUCCCGAACUUCCUGGGAUUGGGUUGAAGGUCACCCAGGUUUCAGCCACCGAUCCCGAUGAAGGGUCGAAUGGCCAAGUCUUCUACUUCAUAAAAUCCCAGUCCGAGUUCUUCCGAAUUAAUGCAACCACAGGGGAAAUUUUCAACAAGCAGUAUUUAAGGUACCAAAACUCCAGCGGUUCAAGCAAUGUCAACAUUAAUAGGCACAGCUUCAUCGUUACUUCUUCAGACCGAGGCAGUCCUCCGUUAAUGAGCGAGACAACGGUCACCAUUAACAUAGUAGACAGCAACGACAACGCGCCGCUGUUCCUCACUCAUAAAUACUUUACUCCUGUUACUAAGAACGUGAGAGUUGGCACAAACUUAAUUAAAGUUACUGCAGUGGAUGACAAAGACUUUGGCUUGAAUUCUGAAGUGGAGUACUUUAUCUCUGAUGAAAGCAAAACUAAUAAAUUCAGGCUGGACAGGAGUACAGGCUGGAUUUCUGUGUCAUCUUCACUAAUGGCUGAUUUGAACAAAAACUUCCUCUUUAAAGUGAAAGCAAAGGAUAAAGGUAAUCCUCCACUCUCAUCCGAGGUAGCUGUUGAAAUAGUAGUAACAGAGGAAAAUUACCAUACGCCUGAGUUUUCUCAAAGCCGCAUGAGCGUUACUAUCCCGGAGAGUCACUCUGUUGGAACAGUGGUCAGGACGGUUUCAGCCCGAGACAGAGAUGCCGCUAUGAACGGACUAAUCACAUAUAAUAUUUCCUCUGGGAAUGAGGCUGGCGUCUUUGCUAUUAAUACAACUACCGGUACGCUGACACUAGCAAAACCACUCGAUUUUGAGUUAUGCCAAAAGCAUGAGCUCGUUGUUACUGCCACGGAUGGAGGAUGGGUGUCCAGAACAGGCUACUGCAGUGUCACUGUAAAUGUCAUUGAUGUGAAUGAUAAUUCUCCAGCAUUCAGCCCUGAGGACUACUUUCCCAACGUGUUAGAAAAUGCCCCCAGUGGGACAACUGUUAUUCGUUUAAAUGCCACUGAUGCUGACUCUGGACCUAACGCUGUGAUUGCAUAUGCUAUUCAGUCCUCAGAUAGUGACCUCUUUGUCAUUGAUCCCAAUACAGGAACGAUCACCACCCAGGGAUUUUUAGAUUAUGAAACAAAGCAAAGUUACCAUUUAACAGUAAAGGCUUUUAAUGUUCCGGAUGAAGAGAGGUGCAGCUUUGCUAGUGUCAACAUCCAGUUAGAAGGGACAAAUGAAUAUGUGCCUCGUUUUGUGUCCAAGCUUUAUUAUUUUGAGGUUUCUGAGGCAGCCUCCAAAGGUACUGUUGUAGGUGAAGUUUUUGCAAGUGAUCGUGAUAUGGGAACUGAUGGAGAAGUCCACUACCUUAUCUUUGGCAACAGCAGAAAGAAAGGCUUCCAGAUAGAUGAGAAAAGUGGCCAGAUCUAUGUUUCAGGACCUCUCGACAGAGAAAAAGAAGAACGCGUCUCUUUGAAAGUCCUUGCAAAAAAUUUUGGGAGCAUUCGUGGUGCAGAUAUAGAUGAAGUAACUGUUAAUAUCACUAUACUGGAUGCCAAUGAUCCUCCCGUUUUUACCUUGGGAACCUACAAUAUACGAAUCAGUGAGGGUGUUCCUCCAGGCACCCAUGUCACGUUCGUGAGUGCCUUUGAUUCAGAUUCUGUCCCUAGCUGGAGCAGGUUUUCCUAUUUCAUUGGGUCUGGCAACAACAACAGUGCCUUUUCCAUCAAUCCCCAGACAGGACAGGUGACGGUCACUGCAGAGCUGGAUCGAGAAACGUUGCCUGUGUACAACCUGUCUGUGCUGGCCAUCGAUUCGGGAACGCCAUCUGCUACAGGAAGUGCCUCUUUAUUGGUAACUUUGGAAGAUAUCAACGACAACGGCCCUACUUUGUCCACCAGCCAAGGAGAAGUCAUGGAGAAUAACCGUGCGGGAACGCUUGUGAUGACGCUUCAAUCGUCAGAUCCUGAUCUCCCUCCGAACCAAGGUCCCUUUACAUAUUACUUGCUCAGCACUGGUCCCGCAACUAGCUACUUCAGCCUUAGCACCGCUGGCGUGCUGACAACGACAAGAGAGAUCGACAGGGAGCAAAUCAGCGAUUUCUACCUGUCGGUGGUUACGAGAGACUCUGGCGUUCCUCAAAUGUCUUCCACAGGAACUGUGCAGAUCAAGGUAAUAGACCAAAACGACAACCCGUCUCAGCCCAGAACGGUAGAAAUCUUUGUUCACUAUUAUGGCAACCUCUUCCCAGGUGGAAUUUUGGGCAACGUAAAGCCGCAAGAUCCAGAUGUGCUAGACAGCUUCCAGUGCUCCCUCACCUCAGGAGUCACCAGCCUCUUCAGCAUUCCUGGGGGUACCUGUGAGCUGCACUCGCAGGCAAGGUCCACGGAUGGCACAUUUGACCUGGCUGUCCUCAGCAACGAUGGGCUGCAUGGUGCCGUCACGAGCAGCAUCCGCAUUUUCUUCACGGGCUUCGGCAAUGCCACCAUUGACAACAGCAUCCUCCUCCGCCUGAGCACCCACAGCGUGCGGGAUUUCCUGACGAAUCACUAUCUCCACUUCUUACGCAUCGCUAGCUCCCAGCUGACCGGGCUGGGCACCGCCAUCCAGCUCUACGGGCUGUAUGAGGAGAGCAACCACACCUUCCUGAUGGCAGCCGUCAAACGCGGCAACAACCAGUACGUGAAUCCCAGCGGCGUGGCCACCUUCUUUGAGAGCAUCAAAGAUGUCCUCUUCCGCCAGAGCGGGGUGCGGAUCGAGGCUGUGGACCACGACUGGUGCCUGCAGAGCCCCUGCCAGAACGGAGGGAGCUGCCUGCGGAGGUUGGCAGUGGGCCCGGCUCUGAAGAGCCACGAGAGCGUCCCCGUCAUCAUCGUGGCCAACGAGCCCCUCCGGCCCUUCGUGUGCAGGUGCAUGCCAGGGUACGAUGGGAGUCUGUGCGAGAUGGACAUCGACGAAUGCCUCCCUUCCCCCUGCCACAACGACGGGACUUGCCACAACUUGGUGGGGGGCUUCUCCUGCAGUUGCCCAGAGGGCUUCACUGGCAUGGCCUGCGAGAGGGACGUCAACGAGUGCCUUUCCAACCCAUGCAAAAACGGUGCUGCCUGCCAGAACUUCCCAGGAAGCUUCAACUGCGUUUGUAAAACCGGGUAUACAGGGAAAACGUGCGACGCCACUGUCAAUUACUGCGAGUGCAACCCCUGUUUCAAUGGUGGAUCCUGCCAAAGCGGGGUGGAGGGCUACUACUGCCACUGCCCCUUCGGUGUUUUUGGGAAUCAUUGUGAACUGAACAGUUAUGGAUUUGAAGAGUUGUCAUAUAUGGAGUUUCCCAGUAUGGAUCCAAACAAUAAUUACAUCUAUAUAAAGUUUGCCACUAUAAAAAGUAAUGCCUUAAUGUUGUAUAACUACGAUAACCAAACCGGAGAACGGGCAGAAUUUCUGGCCCUGGAAAUAGCAGAAGAGAGGCUGAGAUUCUCCUACAAUCUUGGCAGUGGCACAUACAAGCUUACCACAACUAAGAAGGUGUCUGAUGGACAAUUUCACACAGUUAUUGCCCGGAGGGCUGGAAUGGCAGCGUCACUGACGGUGGAUUCCUGCUCUGAGGAUCAGGAGCCAGGCUACUGCACUGUUAGUAAUGUUGCUGUUUCUACUGACUGGACUCUCGAUGUACAACCAAAUCGAGUUACUGUUGGUGGCAUCAGGUCUGUAGAGCCCAUCCUUCAAAGGAGAGGACAGGUGGAAAGCCAUGAUUUUGUGGGCUGUAUAAUGGAGUUCGCAGUCAAUGGACGUCCCCUGGAGCCCAGCCAGGCUUUGGCAGCGCAAGGAAUCUUAGAUCGAUGCCCCAGACUAGAAGGCGCUUGCACGACCAGCCCCUGCCAACAUGGUGGCACCUGUGUUGAUCACUGGUCGUGGCAGCAGUGUCACUGCAAUGAUGGACUGACGGGAAAGCACUGUGAGAAAUAUAUUACUGCUGACACUGCCUUAUCGCUAGAAGGCAAAGGACGACUUGACUACCACAUGAGCCCAAACAAGAAGCGAGAAUACAUGAUGAGACACGGCACUCGAGGCGCCGGCCCAGGACCCUUGAACGCGGACCGCUUGGAAGUGAAGUUCAGGACAAGAAGUGAGAACGGCGUUUUAGUUCACGUCCAGGAAAGCAGCAACUUCACUACUGUGAAGAUAAAAGGUGGGAAAGUGCAUUACGUAUCGGAUGCUGGAAUUGCUGGGAAAGUGGAAAGAAAUAUCCCAGAAGUGUACGCUGCGGAUGGUCAGUGGCAUUCGGUACUCAUUGAGAAGAACGGGUCUGCUACUAUCCUGUCGGUCGACAAGACUCAUAGCCGAGACAUUCUCCACGCCACGCAAGACUUUGGUGGUCUAAACGUUCUUACAAUUUCUUUGGGAGGAAUCCCAUCGAGCCAACCUUUCAAGAGCACAGUUGCAGGCUUCGAUGGCUGCAUUUCCUACAUCAAGUACGGCGGGG